GAGCGAGCCGAGGCGCUUCCGGGUUUGGCAUGGUGACUGUGAUUGCCAGAAGAACUGAGCCUCUAAAAGCAAUGAGAUGGAGCUCCUUGACCUGGCACCAUGGUUAGCCGAGGCAAACCUUUCUCCUGAAGUCUGUGGUAAGGCAUUUUCUCUGAGUGCGGACCCCGAGGCUUGUAUCACUUGGGCCCAGCCAUUGAAAAGGUGGUCUAUCACUCCCCCUUCCCUUUCUGUGCAUGUAGCUGCCUUCUGCUUUAACUGGAGUUUGUCUCAUAGUUGUGACUAGCGAAUUUACCUGGUGCUGCAUAGGUAUGCAUUCCCUGAAUACAGGAUUCUGCAAAGAACUCAAUUAUUAUCUGGGUUUCCCAUUAGCCCUGGCCUGCCUAGCCAGUGAUAGGCAAUGAUGGGAGAUGUAGUCCAGCAACAUUGCCAGGUGAAGAGGGCACUUGCUGUGCCAUAUAUUCCAUGCAAAUGCUGCUUAGAGAACCGAAAAGAGAAAGAGCUCCAGAGUAGGUUUUAACAGAUAGCUGGCAGAAGAAGCAAGUUUUCUUUGGCUCCAAAUGUUGGCUCCCCACUUGCUGUGUGCGCUCUGCCUUGGUUGUUUACAAAUGCCUGUUGCAUUUGGGUUGGUGUGCUGUUUCUUGAAGUGUGGUUGAUGUGUCUGAGACCUGCUAUAUUUCAGGGUUGUUUUGAACAGAGCAACCUGUAGCCCCCAGAACAGGGCUGGGAGGUAUUUGCAAAGAUAAAUGCUGUAUUUUCUUGCAUAAAGCUGCACCCCUAUUUUCAGGUAAUCAAAAUGGUGUUUUAGUAUUCCUGCCAGGGCCACUGCCCCCAACUACAGGCAGAGUAUACUCCAGGCAUGGGCAAACAUCGUCCCUCCAGGAGUUUGGACUUCGACUCCCACAAUUCCUGGCCUCAGGCCCCUUCUUUUCCCCCUUAAGCAGCAGGGUGAGUUGUUGCUCCUUCUCCAGAUGUUCUCUCAAGACCUGGCUGAAGGAGUUGCUGUUCAUUGCUAGGCCCUGGUUCUACUGCUGAGCCUUCUACUAUCGGUUCCUCCUCCAAACUCUCCCUGACCAUUCCUUGCCUAGUGUCCCCCUUAUCUCACCUGAUCACCCUUGACCCCUUGAAGCUACAGGGCCUUACUUGGCUUCCAGUCAAGUGAAGUCAUAUAGACGGAUUACUUUUUCACCACGUAAUAUUCGCACUCCUUUUUUUGGACCUGGGACUGUCUCCAUAGGAAACGGAUGUUCCUGCAGAAGGGAAGGCCAGAACGUGUUGCAACAGCCUCUCGUGUUCCUAGUCAUCUCGCCUUGGGCUGUGAUUACGGAGCACAGGUGUUAACGUUAGGCGGAGCCGGAUUCGGCACCUGGAAAGCCACAAUGUUCUCGCUCCCCUCCCUCUGAAAAACCACAGGCCUCUGGACCCUGAGGUGCAUGAGUAACAUUUUCUGACAUUUCCAAAGCCAGGAAAGAACUGCAGAGGCGUUCCGUUGGAUAACAUUUUACUCCCACCUAAAAUCUAACCCCAAAGUGAUAAAGCUUGCAAAAGAUGUUAGUUUUUAUCCCGAGAGGAUAAACUGUGCAACGUACCCAAUGUGUGCAAAUUUACUCCAUGUACCGCAGGUGCAGGAUUUCAUAUUUUCCCCUUCCAUGUUUUUUCUCUCCCUAAAGCAGCCUUGGGCAAACUUGGACUUUCCUUCCAGGUGUUUUGUACUCCAACUCCCACCAUUCCUAACAGCCUCAGGCCCCUUCCUUUUCCCCCUCAGCCGCUUCAAAGCCUGGUUUUGAUGCAUGUCUUUGCAUUAGGAUAUUGGUUGUCGAAGGCGUUCAUGGCCAGAACCACUGGGUUGCUGUGUGUUUUCCGGGCUGUAUGGCCAUGUUCUGGGCUCUCUGGUGGAUCCAUUUGAGAGGUGGCGCAAGGCAGCAUUGUCCAAGUGCUCAGUGAGAGUUGGUGGCAAGUUGUCUUACCCAAGUCGCUUCCUUGGACUCUUGUCCAAGGCAAAAACAGAAACGGGAAAUGCUGCUAAGCUGGAAAACAACACGCAGAAACAGUGCAAGGGUUGGAAGUUUGCAAAUGCCGGGUGUGACGUUCUCCUGCUUUGCUUCCUUCUCACACAUCCAGGAGGAGCAGCCACAAAGCCCGGCUCAUGGGUCUCCCCUCCGCGGCCGUUCUUCCGCUGCUGUUUGGCAGCCUGGGCCUCUAUGGCGUCUUCUGGCUGCUGCGGCGAAUGCGGGCGAAGGCCUACCUCAAGGACGCGGUGGUGGUGAUCACGGGAGCAACGUCCGGACUCGGGAAAGAGUGUGCCAAAACUUUCCAUGCCGCUGGCUCGAAACUGGUACUGUGUGGCCGGAAUGGGGAGAGGCUUCGGGACCUUCUCCGGGAACUCUCUGCCACCGCCGACCCCACAAAGAACCCUCAUCAGCAUCACACGGUGGUCUUUGACCUCUCGGACAUCAAGGCGGUAGUGAGUGCCGCGGAGGAGAUCCUGAAGUGUGUGGAUCACGUGGACAUCUUGAUCAACAACGCUGGGAUCAGUUACCGAGGCUCCAUCGCGGAGACGGUGAUAGAGGUCGACAGGAAAGUGAUGGAGACCAACUACUUUGGCCCCAUUGCCUUGACCAAAGCUCUUCUGCCUUCCAUGAUCAGGAGGAGGAAAGGCCACGUUGUCGCCAUCAGCAGCGUUCAAGGGAAAUUCGGGCUUCCAUUCCGGUCCGCAUAUGCAGCCUCCAAGCAUGCCUUCCAGGCCUUUUUCGACUGCUUAAGAGCAGAAGUGGAGCAGUACGGUGUGGUGGUGACCGUGGUGAGCCCCGGCUACAUCCAGACCAACCUGUCGCUGAAUGCCAUCACCGCAGAUGGAUCUCAGUAUGGAGUGAUGGACAAGGCCACGGCCAGAGGCAAGGCGGCAGCAGAGGUGGCGCAGGUGGUGCUCGAUGCGGUGGGAGAGAAGAGGAAGGAGGUGGUGGUGGCGGGUUUUCUGCCUUCUUUGGUGGUCUACCUCCGAACGCUGUGCCCCAGGCUCUUCUUCGCCAUCAUGGCCUCCCGGGCCCAGAAGGAGAGAAAAGCCAAGGCUUCCUAGCCCCAGACCACGGACCGUGAGCAGAAGAGGCCAGACCGAAGGCGUGCAGGGCUGCGUGUGCAGGAAGCAUGGACACUCGCAUUUAUCUCUUCCCUGAAGAGCUGUAUCCCGUUGGAUACCAGCAUGAGAUCUGAAGAUUAGCCGUUGUCCUCCUGAAAAGGGGUUCUUCUCAACGUCAAGAAACCCAAAGGGAGCUCUGUGCGCUAAACUAAAACAUCAGCUGCACUUCCAACACGUUUCCACUCAUUCAUGCUGGGCUUUCUUUGGAAGAGUGUGUAAAUAACAGCUCGAUAUUUUUACAUGUCUCUUAAUGUCAUUGCAUUUAAGGGUUGGGUGGGAGUAAAGUGCAGGCUCUCUGUUGCCUUUCCUACCAGCAUCUCUACCUGGAAAUGUCUCCCGUCAUGCAUGUGUGCCCACCGCACUUCUACAUGUUAUGCAGCGAUCAUGAACAGGAGAGCUAUCAGCAUCCCAAGCCUUUGUGAACAGUAUGUUCAACCGCGUCAGAAUAUGACUGGCUUACUGCUCGGUAGAUUUUCUACUAGAGGUCAGAGAAAGGAGCAGCCAUACAUUGUAAUUGCAAGACUAGUUGUGAAAUGGAAGGCAGCUUUACAGCCAAUCCUGACUUGCUAAUUAAAAUGGGCAACAUUAACAAGAA
Anolis carolinensis (green anole) is the source of this 3728-nucleotide messenger RNA. It is a transcript of the gene dhrs7b, whose product is annotated as dehydrogenase/reductase 7B. The record is from RefSeq and is a predicted model, not a curated record. Gene Ontology annotation, cellular component: membrane. Bases 2144 to 3073 code for a protein of 309 amino acids. NCBI's taxonomy places the organism in Eukaryota, Metazoa, Chordata, Lepidosauria, Squamata, Anolidae. The transcript has 7 exons.